AUGUGGAAAUGGAUACUGACACAUGGUGCCUCAGCCUUUCCCCACCUGCCCGGCUGCUGCUGCUGCUGCUUCUUGUUGCUCUUCUUGGUGUCUUCCUUCCCUGUCACCUGCCAAGCUCUUGCUCAGGACAUGGUGUCACCGGAGGCCAUCAACUCUUCUUCCUCCUCCUCUUCCUCCUCCUCCUCCUCCUCUUCCUCCUUCUCCUCCUCUUCCUUCUCCUCUCCUUCCAGUGUGGGGAGGCAUGUACGGAGCUACAAUCAUCUCCAAGGAGAUGUCCGCUGGAGGAAAUUAUUCUCUUUCACCAAGUACUUUCUCAAGAUUGAGAAGAAUGGAAAGGUCAGCGGAACCAAGAAGGAGAACUGCCCGUACAGUAUCCUGGAAAUAACAUCAGUGGAAAUUGGAGUUGUUGCCGUCAAAGCCAUUAACAGCAACUAUUACUUAGCCAUGAACAAGAAGGGGAAACUCUAUGGCUCAAAAGAAUUUAACAAUGACUGUAAGCUGAAGGAAAGGAUAGAGGAAAAUGGAUACAAUACCUACGCCUCCUUUAACUGGCAACACAAUGGCAGACAAAUGUAUGUGGCAUUGAACGGAAAAGGAGCGCCCAGGAGAGGACAGAAAACACGAAGGAAAAACACCUCAGCUCACUUUCUUCCGAUGGUGGUUCACUCGUAG
Molecule: messenger RNA, 672 nt
Organism: Dipodomys ordii (Ord's kangaroo rat)
Lineage: Eukaryota; Metazoa; Chordata; Mammalia; Rodentia; Heteromyidae
Gene: Fgf10
Product: fibroblast growth factor 10
Exons: 3
Coding region: 1-672 (223 amino acids)
Biological process (GO): positive regulation of epithelial cell proliferation; positive regulation of protein phosphorylation; limb development
Cellular component (GO): cytoplasm
Molecular function (GO): type 2 fibroblast growth factor receptor binding; growth factor activity; chemoattractant activity
Source: RefSeq, a predicted model, not a curated record